Molecule: messenger RNA, 2025 nt
Organism: Oryza sativa Japonica Group (Japanese rice)
Lineage: Eukaryota; Viridiplantae; Streptophyta; Magnoliopsida; Poales; Poaceae
Source: RefSeq, a predicted model, not a curated record
AAGUUUGACUCCACAGUCCACCACCCGUGAAGCUCUGGAGUCGAGCGUGAACUUGGUCCACUACGCCAUGGCGGCCGCACCACAGCAAUCCGUGCACCCAAGCUUGCCCUCCUCAACCUCAACCCUCCGCCUCCUCAUCUCCUCCUCCCCACGACGGCCUCCUCCGCCGCCGCCAAGAGCCCGCCGGUAUAACAGGCUCGCGGCGUCGGCUUCGGCGGCGCGGGAGAUGCCGUGGCCGCACGUGCUGACGGUGGCCGGCUCCGACUCCGGCGGCGGCGCCGGCAUCCAGGCCGACAUCAAGGCCUGCGCCGCGCUGGGAGCCUACUGCUCCUCCGUCGUCACCGCCGUCACUGCCCAGAACACCGCCGGCGUCCAGGGGAUUCAUGUGGUGCCAGAGGAGUUCAUCCGGGAGCAGCUCAACUCGGUUCUUUCGGACAUGUCGGUGGAUGUGGUCAAGACAGGAAUGCUCCCUUCAAUCGGAGUAGUCAGAGUUUUAUGUGAAAGUCUAAAGAAGUUUCCAGUCAAAGCUUUAGUGGUGGAUCCAGUUAUGGUGUCCACAAGUGGAGAUACUCUUUCAGAAUCAUCUACUCUCUCUGUAUAUAGGGAUGAAUUAUUUGCUAUGGCUGAUAUAGUCACCCCAAAUGUGAAAGAAGCGUCGAGAUUACUUGGGGGUGUAUCUUUGCGCACUGUUUCUGACAUGCGCAAUGCAGCGGAGUCCAUUUACAAAUUUGGUCCAAAACAUGUACUUGUGAAAGGUGGGGAUAUGCUAGAAUCCUCAGAUGCAACUGAUGUAUUUUUUGAUGGUAAGGAGUUCAUUGAGCUCCAUGCGCAUCGCAUAAAGACCCAUAACACACAUGGAACUGGUUGCACUUUAGCUUCAUGUAUAGCUUCCGAAUUAGCGAAAGGUGCAACGAUGCUGCAUGCUGUUCAGGUGGCUAAGAAUUUUGUAGAAUCUGCUCUUCAUCACAGUAAAGAUCUUGUCGUUGGAAAUGGACCUCAAGGCCCUUUUGAUCACCUUUUCAAGCUCAAGUGUCCGCCAUACAAUGUUGGCUCACAGCCAAGCUUUAAGCCAGACCAACUCUUCCUGUAUGCAGUGACAGACUCUGGGAUGAACAAAAAGUGGGGUCGUUCAAUCAAAGAAGCUGUGCAAGCUGCCAUUGAAGGUGGCGCUACCAUUGUACAACUGAGAGAAAAAGAUUCCGAAACAAGAGAGUUUUUGGAAGCAGCCAAAGCAUGCAUGGAGAUUUGCAAGUCCAGUGGAGUACCACUGCUGAUCAACGACCGGGUAGACAUUGCCCUGGCAUGCAAUGCAGAUGGUGUCCAUGUUGGUCAAUUGGACAUGUCGGCACACGAAGUGCGGGAGCUCCUAGGGCCGGGUAAAAUCAUCGGCGUCUCGUGCAAGACCCCUGCUCAAGCCCAGCAGGCCUGGAAUGAUGGAGCAGACUACAUUGGCUGUGGCGGUGUUUUCCCUACCUCCACGAAGGCGAACAAUCCUACAUUGGGGUUUGAUGGCUUGAAGACAGUUUGCCUGGCAUCUAAGCUGCCUGUGGUCGCUAUUGGCGGCAUCAACGCUUCAAAUGCAGGUUCAGUGAUGGAGCUUGGUCUCCCAAACCUCAAAGGCGUCGCAGUAGUCUCCGCUCUGUUUGACCGUCCGAGUGUCGUAGCCGAAACAAGAAACAUGAAAUCCAUCUUGACCAACACCUCUAGAACCUAGAGCUACUACAAUAUUCUUUGUUCGAAGGGGAUAUGUUUAUCAAAAUGAAGAGAUGUUUCCAACUUUAAUAAUCAGAAGGCAUUUCUUGUAAUAAUGCUUGAUCAAAAGCAUCUGUGAUGCAGGGGAAUGAGGAAUCACAAUCUUGCAUCAUUGGGAUGUAAGGUACAAUGUUCAGAUUUCUUUUACAUCUUUUGAGCAAAUUAUCCAACAAAUUUUGUUGAAAGUUGGUAGUACAAAAUGAAAGGGUGAAAGGCUGUAACUUUCAACUUCUUUAAGCUUUCAAAAUGAAUGUUGAUGCUAUCAUUUAGCUA